AUGCACAGUCAAUUAAGAAUAUUCAGUUCACUUGGCUAUGAUCACAGUAAAGUGUAUAGAAGAUUUCAGUUGAAUCUUGGGUUGAUUAAACGAUGGAAAACUUCUCAAGAAAAAGUUUUACUAGAAAACAGUAAUCAUAUUUCCUUUUCAACAACAAAACCUCACUGGAAUUUAUUACAUUCAGAAUCUGCAUAUAAUCCCCAGUUAGUUGAAAAUCCUCAAUUAUGCAAAACAUUAUGGGAUCGAUUGAAAGUGUUUCAAGUGGAUAGUACAUCUGUGAGUAGUAUUAGUGAUAAUCGAAAAUCUGUCAUUAGUAUGAUUCUACCUCCUCCAAAUGUUACUGGUUCCCUACAUGUCGGACAUGCGCUUACAUGCGCCAUACAGGAUGCAAUUGCCCGGUGCUAUAGAAUGCAUGGUAAAACAGUGGUAUGGAUACCGGGUAUGGAUCAUGCUGGUAUAGCAACUCAGUCAAUAGUUGAACGUGAUCUACUCAAGUCUUAUCAUCAUCAUCAUAAACAUAAAGAAUCUGUCAACGCGACGGACUCAUCAUCAUCAUCAGUUAUAAAUCCAAGGCUAUUAUUAGGACGUGAGGCUUUUUUAAAUCGUAUAUGGGAUUGGAAAAAUGAACAUGCUAAAUUAAUUCGUGAACAAUUGGAUAGUCUUGGUUUAUGCUUAGAUUGGAGUAGAGAAUUCUUCACUUUAAGUUCUAGUCAUUCAAAAUGUGUUACAGAAGCGUUUCUGAAAUUAUACAAUGCUGGAUUGAUUUAUCGUGAUGAAAGCUUUGUAUCAUGGUGUUGUCACCUUCAGACAGCUAUUUCUGAUAUUGAAGUAGAAUCACGUGAACUAUCUAGCUCUACAUUUAUAAAUGUACCAGGUUGUAAAGAACCAAUUGAAUUUGGGAUAAUGGAUUAUUUCGCUUAUCGGAUAAUUGAUCCUCCAAAUCGUUCGACAUCAUCACCUUCGCUGUCAUCUUCAUCGAAAUAUCGACAGUUUGAUGCAAGACCGAAUGAAAUUAUCGUGGCUACAACUCGGUUAGAAACAAUGCUUGCAGAUGUAGCACUAGUUGUUCAUCCUGAGGAUGAACGUUAUCAACAUUUCAUUGGUUGCCACGUUGAACAUCCGUUUUGUUCCAAUGGGCGACGAGUUCUUCCAAUUAUAGCUGAUGGCGAAUUUGUGAAACCUGAAAUCGGAACUGGUGUCGUUAAACUUAGUCCAGGUCAUAGUCCUGUAGAUUUCGAAUUAGCUAAACGACACAACUUGCCAGUGAUUACUAUAUUCGAUAACUCUGGUUGUAUCAUAAAUACUGCUGAUGAAUUUGCAGGAUUACCUCGUUUUCAAGCACGUCAACGCCUCGUUGAACGUCUCUCUGAACUUGGUUUAUAUAAAUACAGAAAAGAUGUCAGUGUUGACGGAGGAGAUUGUACCAUCCUACCGAUAUGUUCACGUUCUGGUGAUAUCAUUGAACCAAUGAUAAGAAAACAAUGGUUUAUAAAGACAAAAGAUUUGGCGAAAGCUGCAAUUGAAGCUGUUCAAUCUGGUCAAAUUGAAAUGAUUCCAUCCUAUCAGAAAUUAGUCUGGUCAGAAUGGUUGAAUCCAGUGAACCAUAAAGAUUGGUGUAUAAGUCGUCAAUUAUGGUGGGGCCAUCCUAUUCCAGCGUAUAAAAUUUCAUUAUCCAAUCAGAUAACUGAGCGUGAUGGAAAUGAAUUUUGGAUAGUUGCUCGUUCCAUGGAUGAGGCUGUGCAGAGCAUGAAUAACUCAAAAUAUAAAUCCUGUGAAUAUCAGAUAACACCAGAUCCAGAUGUUUUAGACACAUGGUUCAGUUCUGCAAUAUUACCAUUUUCUGUCUUUGGUUGGCCAGAAAAAACCAAGGAGUCAUAUUUCUAUCCUUUACGUUUACUAGAAACUGGACAAGAUAUUCUCUUCUUUUGGGUCGCACGUAUGGUUAUGCUUGGGAUAUUUUUAACUGAACAAGUGCCUUUCAAAACUGUACUUUUACACGGUUUAGUGUGUGAUUCAGCGGGUCAAAAAAUGUCGAAAAGUAAAAAUAAUGUGAUUAAUCCAUUGAAAAUUAUUCAUGGAAUCGGAAAUCUUUCAAAGGAAACCGUUGGGUCGUCAAUACAAGUUCUAGGUGCAGAUGCUUUGCGCGCUGCACUGCUCACUUGUCAAAUUCAUCAACCGCACAUUAAAUUCGAUGAGAAUGUUGUGUUGGAAAUGAGAAAAUUUUGUAAUAAGAUAUGGCAGACGGCUAGAUUUGUUUUAAUUCAAUUGGAGAAACAGAAUCUUCUACAGUCAAUUUCAGCAAGCCGUCAUGAACCACUUGAAUAUCAAUGGAAUCAAUAUGUUGGAAGACUACAUCAUGAAAAUAAACUGCGUCUAUUUGAUAUAUGGAUUAUCUAUAAACUAUAUCGAUUAACGGAAUUAAUCAAUUCGACAUGGAUAGAUAUCAGUGAUACUGAUGGAUGUGAUCGUGUGAAUGAUGAUCGCGACGAUAGUGGUUUGAACAAUGAAAAUAUGAAAUGGUCUUUUCAUCAUGGUGUCAUGGGUUUACAUAAUUGGUGGAUCAAUGAUCUUUGUUCAAUAUACUUGGAAGUAGUUAAAAGGAGUGCAGAUUCUUUGCCACUGAGCAGUAAGAAUUCUUUACAGAUACUUUAUCUUUGUUUGAUCACUGGAAUUCGUCUACUCCACCCAAUUAUGCCAUAUUUAACUGAAGUUAUAUGGCAUGGGAUAAAUAUAAAUAUGGAGAGAACGGAUCACGAUUCUGGCCAGUUUUAUACCCCUGAAAAAUGCCUAUUAAUGGAGACAUUUCCUAAUAUCCAAUGGUUCAACUUUCUUCACGAUCCUGAAUCAUCACCAUCACACUCAUUGGAAAGGAUCAAUGAAACGAUGCAUGAAUUGAUCACAGUAGCUACAAAUGUUAACUCAUGGCGUACACUACUCAAAUCUAUUAAUGAGACUCCGCAUUCAGAACAAUCUAAAGGCGAUGACAAGUUUCCAAGGAUAUAUAUGACUAAAAUUAGUAAUAAUUCCAUAAUUACUCCCAAUACUACUACAGAUACUGAAGAUGAAUCGUCUGUAUUAAAGGCACUCACAGGUAUUCACUUGAGAUCGGAAAUAUUAUUGGAUAGAAGCUCUGUGAGUGAUUUUAUUCAUAUACCAGUUUAUGAUAAAUACAACAGUUGGCAGUUGUGUAUAAAUAAACGCGCAUAUGAUCUUCAUUGGACUAGAAGGGAAUUACAAAAUCGGAUUGAUAAAUUGCGUCAACGCAAAGAAGAGCUGAUUAAGAACACUUACAAUAAUAAUUUGGGAAAAAAGAGAAUUGGGAAAAAGGCCUCAACUGAUUGUAUAAAUGAAGUUAACCAAUCUAAAAUUGAGGCGAUUGAAAGGAAACAGGAAAAGCUGCAAUAUCAGUUUUCAUUACUGAAAUAA
Molecule: messenger RNA, 3426 nt
Organism: Trichobilharzia szidati
Lineage: Eukaryota; Metazoa; Platyhelminthes; Trematoda; Strigeidida; Schistosomatidae
Source: the annotation of a GenBank genome assembly